AAUCCGUAUGAAUGAAGCCCUCGAAUGUGGAAGCUGGGCUCACCUUGUGUAUGGUGUUUGUCAUGAAGUAGGCGUGGAUAAGUUGGCCAAAAAUUGGUAGGCGCCGGAAAUGAGAACUUCUAAGGAGGGUGAAGGAGUGGUUGGAAGCAAAAGGAGGUUGCAAUUAAACCAGGGGUAUAGUGCUGAUUACCCGCCUCAAAUGGCUGGGCAAGUAAGGGGGACUAUGGUAUACCCUCAGCAGAACUACAACAAUGGGGUAUCUGUUCAACAGUUUCAGUCAUCUGGAAGAGUAAGUGGAGUUGUUGCCACAAAUUUGUUUCCCUCAGGACAGACAGAAAUUCACAUGUCUGUGGGUGGGAUUCGUAUGACCCCGGAGGGUGGUGACGUACUUUUGUCCCAAGACCGUUGUGGUAUAUCAAUGUCACAAAACAUAUCUGGUGGUCCAAUUGCCCAAAACCUAUCCGGUUUACACAUGUCCCAGAACAUUAAUGGUGUGCAAAUGUCGCAAAACUUGAGUGGAGUGCAAAUAUCUCAGAUGUCGCAAAUGUCCCAGAAUGCUGGUUCCAUUCGUUACUUCACCAGUAACAGCAGCAGCAGAGGUGGAAAUUAUCAAGAGGCCGGGACUCAUUGUAUGCCUGCAAAUCAUAACCAGCACCGACAUAGUUUCCAGGUUGUGAACGAAACCUCCCAUGCGGAUCACCAUAGUUAUCAACCAACUACUAAACACUUGUUGCAGUCCAAUCCGGGUUUUUUAGUCAAUGAGGGUGGGUGUGGAACGCAUUCUAUACAUGGCGCCAGUGGUAAUCCAGUAUUCACUCAAGACCUGCUCGGUUGUCAUGACCUUACGAAGAAUUAG
Messenger RNA from Spinacia oleracea (spinach), 856 nucleotides. RefSeq lists its product as uncharacterized. Lineage: Eukaryota; Viridiplantae; Streptophyta; Magnoliopsida; Caryophyllales; Amaranthaceae. The coding region runs from base 110 to 856 and encodes 248 amino acids. The record is from RefSeq and is a predicted model, not a curated record. The transcript is spliced from 3 exons.